Marmota monax (woodchuck) is the source of this 737-nucleotide messenger RNA. RefSeq names its product mitochondrial ribosomal protein S17 (gene Mrps17). Gene Ontology annotation, biological process: mitochondrial translation. Lineage: Eukaryota; Metazoa; Chordata; Mammalia; Rodentia; Sciuridae. Gene Ontology annotation, cellular component: ribosome; mitochondrial small ribosomal subunit. Gene Ontology annotation, molecular function: structural constituent of ribosome. The transcript is spliced from 3 exons. The coding region runs from base 169 to 558 and encodes 129 amino acids. The record is from RefSeq and is a predicted model, not a curated record.
GCGGUGGGAGAACUGCUGGGGCGGGUGCGGGCAGCCCGCCCUAGGGGUGUCGGGGGACGGCCUCCGUGGCCCGGGCACCCCGGGUCAGGGUCCCGCCCCGCCUAGAGGCAGCGGGGCGGCCGGCAGCGAGGGCCCGGUGGCGCCGGCCCUGGUGAUAAGAACCACAUAAUGUCAAUAGCUCGGUCAUCGGUCCAUGCCAAAUGGAUCGUGGGGAAGGUGAUUGGGACAGCAAUGCAGAAAACCGCUAAAGUGAGGGUGACCAGGCUUGUUCUGGAUCCCUACUUGUUAAAGUAUUUUAAUAAGCGAAAAACAUACUUUGCUCACGAUGCCCUUCAGCAGUGCACUGUUGGGGAUAUUGUGCUUCUCAAAGCUUUACCUGUUCCACGAACAAAGCAUGUGAAACAUGAACUGGCCGAGAUCGUUUUCAAGGUUGGCAAAGUCAUAGAUCCAGUGACAGGAAAACCCUGUGCGGGAACCACCUACCUGGAGAAUCCCAUCAGUUUGGAAACCAGUUACCCCAAAACUCCAGAAGAACUCGAUGUUUCUUCAUCACCGUGAAGGAGUGGAAGAAGGAGCCAAAGGGAAAGAUCUAUGUUUGCUUUAUGGGGAAAAAAAAUUUCAGUUUCAUUCCAAACUGUGUCCAAUUUUUCUUAUUUAUAUUUUCAUUCAAAGGAAUCUUGAAUUUCUCUAAGCCUCUAUUAGAGAAGAAAACCCUUCAAUAAAAACUGAUAAAGUCA